AUGCCUUUGUGCGGAGGGGCCCCCAAACCAGACGGUGCGUGCGGUAAAACAUCGCUUUUGAACGUGUUUACAAGAGGAUACUUCCCGCAGGUAUACGAACCAACAGUGUUUGAAAACUACAUCCACGACAUAUUCAUCGACGGCCAACAGCUUCAACUUUCGCUGUGGGACACUGCUGGGCAGGAGGAGUUCGACCGACUGAGAUCGCUUUCGUACAGUGACACGCACUGUAUCAUCCUAUGUUUUGCUAUUGAUUCACACGACUCGUUGGAGAACGUCAAGAACAAGUGGGUCGGAGAGAUCCUGGAACACUGCGAGGGCGUGAAACUGAUUUUGGUUGGUUUGAAGGCGGAUCUGAGAAGCACAGACCCAGAUAUUGGCCAGGACGAGCUCCUGGUGAACAACGCUCCUUCUGGAAGGAAGCUGGUUCCGUACGAAGACGGAGUGGGCGUGGCCAAGGAGAUCGGCGCGCUGAGAUACCUGGAGUGCUCGGCCAUGAAGAACCGCGGAGUGAACGAGGUCUUCACGGAAGCUGCCCGUCUGGCACUCACUGCCAAGCCAAAGGGAGCAGGCACCGCCAACGCCGCCACAGAGAACGAGGGCACGAGCUGUGUGGUGAUGUGA
This is a messenger RNA of Ogataea philodendri, 624 nucleotides long. RefSeq lists its product as uncharacterized. Lineage: Eukaryota; Fungi; Ascomycota; Pichiomycetes; Pichiales; Pichiaceae. Gene Ontology annotation, molecular function: GTP binding; GTPase activity. The coding region runs from base 1 to 624 and encodes 207 amino acids. Gene Ontology annotation, biological process: small GTPase-mediated signal transduction. The record is from RefSeq and is a predicted model, not a curated record. The transcript is spliced from 2 exons.